Molecule: messenger RNA, 618 nt
Organism: Periophthalmus magnuspinnatus
Lineage: Eukaryota; Metazoa; Chordata; Actinopteri; Gobiiformes; Gobiidae
Exons: 4
Coding region: 67-618 (183 amino acids)
Source: RefSeq, a predicted model, not a curated record
UUAUAUAUACCCACUGCAAGGCUUUAUAAUUGCAUUUUGGUUAGUAUAGAUAGAUAUUCUGUCAAAAUGAUGGUGUUACUUGUGUUAUCGUGCCUCUGCUACAUGGGAUCUUCCACACCUCUAAAUGCCCAGCCAGCCCCUCCUCUGGAAUCUCACCUAUCCCCGAGGGUCCAUGGUGCAGCCGAGGCCACGGAAACACAAACACAAGCCCCUCUAGCUCCUAUUGUGGAACAGCCUCAGCCUUCCUCGCAGCCGCUGCCCAGUCCCCAGCUCCUGCCUCCUCUGCAGCAAUACCCCUGGGGUCCACUGGGGGGCACUCCACUGAUUUUCCCUUACCAGCCUAAUGUAGUUGGAUCUCAGCCAGUUGCAAAUCCACCUGGAAUGCCUAUGCAGCCUUUGGUCUUUCCGUCUUUUGGAUACUUGCCAAUGUUUCCUCCAUAUACCAACCAGAUGCUCUCUCCAUACAGGCUCCCCGAAGCCCCUCUCCCACAAGCACCAGCCAAUCCGGCGCCAAAUGCAUUACCAGUAGAAACGUCCCUCACAGCCGCCCCUGGAGGAGAAGUGCUGCAGGUGCAACAACAACAGCAACAGCAACAACAGGUGCUUCUGUGGGUCUAG